This is a messenger RNA of Suillus clintonianus, 564 nucleotides long. RefSeq lists its product as uncharacterized. NCBI's taxonomy places the organism in Eukaryota, Fungi, Basidiomycota, Agaricomycetes, Boletales, Suillaceae. Gene Ontology annotation, cellular component: mitochondrion. The transcript has a single exon. The record is from RefSeq and is a predicted model, not a curated record. Bases 37 to 423 code for a protein of 128 amino acids.
CACUGGUCGCUCCAAUUGCUUCAAGAAUGUUUCUCAAUGUCACUCAAACGCGUUGGUGGCAAGUCUGACGGCGGCAUCGACUUACUUGGCUGCUGGUGGUUACCCCUCUCCGAACCACAGUCUUCUCAAUCCACCCCAAUCACCCUUCCUCAUAGACGCAUCCACGUUCUCGCACAAUGCAAAGCGGAAAAGAGAAAUUCUCGCCAAAUUAUGUUCGGGAGACGGAAGGUGUAUGGAAUAUGCACACUACCACUCAGGCCCCCUCCUCCACACGUGUCUGAACUGGGUACAGUGGCAUUGCUCCUCUCAGAGUCAAAAUUCACCACUGUGACCCUCACCCGUGCACUUGGUUCCAACUUCCAACGUCCCCUUUCUCCUUAUGCACCUCCCACCUCUACCGGUGUCCCCAGAUCCACGCGUUGAAACCCCCCUCGGAGAAGUCGGCUCCGCUUUCUGGAACUCCGCUCUAGGUGGUGCGCAAGGUCUUCUUCGCGGGGACCUUGAUGUUCGCUGGGAACGUGACCCGGGAGGGGGCGGCCUGGGUUAUGGUGUCGUGACAAAAGG